UAUCGACAAUCUUCUGGGCCAAGAUGACAGCGCCCUUCACAGAACCAACGACAAAUUACUGGCAGGAAAUCCUCCCAGAAGGCCCAGAUACCCCUCCACCAUGGAAGUAUGGUGUCCCAGCACGCUUACCCGACUCAAGAAUCCUCGUCCUUCCAAUCCGACCCCUGAAUAAUGCUGCUAAUGAUGCUGUCGCUUCUCUCCUCGUCAAUCAAGCCUCGCUCGAUGUAGUCGCAGAGCUGGGAAACUUCCUCGCAGAGCGUGUUCGCCCUUUCCAACCCGAGGUUAUCAUUGGGCUGCCAACCUUGGGCUUGAGUCUCGCUCCAAUCGUUGCUCAAAAGCUGGGACUGAAACGUUAUGUCCCUUUAGGAUAUUCACGGAAGUUUUGGUACACGGACGAUCUCUCGGCAGAUGUUUCAUCCAUCACAUCUCCCGGACUAGGUUUGAAGAAAGUCUAUCUCGAUCCGUAUCAGCUGCCGUUGGUCAAAGGGAAAAAGGUCGUUAUCAUAGAUGAUGCUGUGAGUUCCGGCAGAACUCUUCAGGCGACUUGGGAUAUGCUGGAGAGGAUUGGGUGUGAUAUUCAGGCGUGUGGGGUGGUUAUGAAGCAGGGCUCAAAGUGGAUGGGUGUUCUGGGUGAGGACAGGGUUUCCAAGCUGGUCUACGUGCUGGAAAGUCCACUGUUGCGAGCUGUAGACGGAGGAUGGGAUAUCCGGCCGUGAAGUCGGAGACCUGGGGUUGGGACCUUGAAUUUUCAGAUGAAAAGAUACUCGGACAGUUCCCUUGCCAGAGCAUAACUCGCUGGUACGUGAAACCUCGAUUCCAGAAACCGAAUCAAAUCAAAACGAAAGGCAAAUCUGAAC
Amorphotheca resinae ATCC 22711 is the source of this 857-nucleotide messenger RNA. RefSeq lists its product as hypothetical. The record is from RefSeq and is a predicted model, not a curated record. The coding region runs from base 24 to 716 and encodes 230 amino acids. The transcript is spliced from 2 exons. Lineage: Eukaryota; Fungi; Ascomycota; Leotiomycetes; Helotiales; Amorphothecaceae.